ACUCUGCCCCUCGUUCUCUGGCAGGGCCCUAUGAUUUAUGCAGAAGCAGAGGCAGCACGCAAUCGAGCUGUCAAGAGAGCGUCAGCUUAUUAGGCAAAUGCUGCGUGGUUUCUGAAGAGGGUCGACACUAUAAAAUCCCACUCCAGGCUCUGGUGUGGAGAAACUCAGAGCCCAAGUCGGUUAAGAGACUGAAGAGAAGAAGAAGAAGGGAAGAAAAAGAGAGUGAGGACAGAAAGGAGAAGAGAAGAAAACCCUUGAAAAAGCCCCGGACACUCUCCUCUGCUGAGAGGCAGCAGUGCCCCACUCACCUGCAGAAGCACCUCAGAAGCAGGCACCCCUAACAUGCGGCUGCCACUGCUCUUGUCCGCGGGCGUCCUGCUGGUGGCUUUCCUGCCCUGCCCGCCAUGCAGGGCCCUCCUCAGCCGGGGACCCAUCCCGGGCGCCCGGCAGCCCCCGCCGCAGCCCCAGCCUCUGGAUUUCUCCCAGCUGCCGCUGCAGCCUCAGCAGCCCCAACAGCCACAGGCUCGGCCCGUCCUGCUCCGCAUGGGAGAGGAAUAUUUCCUCCGCCUGGGUAACCUCAACAAGAGCCCCGCUGCUCCCCUCUUGCCCGCCUCGUCACCUGUCGCUGGCGGCAGCGGCAGCCGCCUUUCACCGGACGAGGCGGCUGCCAACUUUUUCCGAGCAUUGCUGCAGCAGCAGCCGCUGCCCCGGCGCCCGCUCGACAGCGCUGCAGGUCCGGCUGAGCACGGAGCCGAGAACGCCCUCAGCAGCCGCCAGGAGACACUCGAGAGGCAGAGGCGAUCCGAGGAACCUCCCAUCUCGCUGGAUCUCACCUUCCACCUUCUCCGAGAAGUCUUGGAAAUGGCCAGGGCUGAGCAGUUAGCGCAGCGAGCUCACAGCAACAGGAAACUGAUGGAGAUUAUUGGGAAAUAAAAUGCUUCAAGUUUAGACGAUGCCCAGCAAGAGAGCCUACACUCCUUAAUUAGCAUGCACAACAUGUCUUCACGCGCAGCAACAGCAGCGAAAUGUUAUUUGUAUGGUCUGCUUUUAGUUUCCAUUUCCAGGUGUCUUUAAUGGUGUUUAGAAAGUAUGGACCCAGAAGGAAAUUUUUUGAAGCAGACAGAAGUCACUCUAUUUUGUUGUGGUCUGAGCCAAAGAGAAUGUUGGUGAAACAAACUCUGUAAGCUCUUUGAAUCAACUUUUCCUUGUAAAUGUUUCAGUAAUAAAAAAAAUCUUACCAAUCAUUGGUCAAUUUGGCUGUGUAAGAGAAUGUCGAAUAUUUAUAUUUUUAAUAAAGCUGCAAAUAUAAUCAUGACUUUA
Molecule: messenger RNA, 1320 nt
Organism: Suricata suricatta (meerkat)
Lineage: Eukaryota; Metazoa; Chordata; Mammalia; Carnivora; Herpestidae
Gene: CRH
Product: corticotropin releasing hormone
Exons: 3
Coding region: 343-933 (196 amino acids)
Biological process (GO): positive regulation of cortisol secretion; negative regulation of epinephrine secretion; negative regulation of glucagon secretion
Cellular component (GO): extracellular region
Molecular function (GO): corticotropin-releasing hormone activity
Source: RefSeq, a predicted model, not a curated record